AUACCGGUUCCGAGCGCUCCGCGUUCCAGCGGCGGCGACUAACCCGUGCACCGCGGCGCGCGUUCGUCCACCGGUUUGAUACAGUCGACGAACGAACCGCUAGUAACGGCGACUGCAUCGAUUGGGUGCGGACUAUCGCCAUCCGAUACGUGUUACACGCGAAGUAACGACGACAAUAAAAUAUUACGAUUCCAGAUCGACGGUGACACACGAUAUUUCACCCAGGCAUUGCUGACGAACUGAUCCGAUCUUUGUGUAAUAACGUAUAAAGGACGACGAUAUGGCCAUAUUCCCGAUGCUGUCGGCUGUGGCCGGCUUCAUUAAGGUGCGUUACGUGGUGGACAAGGCCAACAUCGACAACGCAGUGUUCAGAGCGCAUUACAGGCUCACCACGGCAAUACUCUUUGGAUGUUGUAUACUGGUCACUGCUAACAAUCUAAUAGGUGAUCCUAUAUCUUGUAUAACUGAUGGUGCUAUCCCAGAACAUGUUAUUAACACAUUUUGUUGGAUUACCCAUACUUUUACGCUGCCAGAUAAAAUUGGUAAAGGUCUUGGUACACAUGUUGCUCAUCCUGGUGUAUCAGAUUAUAUAGAUGGUACAGAUCAAGUACGCUACCAUGCUUAUUAUCAAUGGGUGCCAUUUAUGCUAUUUUUCCAAGGCAUUCUGUUCUAUGUGCCCCACUGGUUAUGGAAAAAUUGGGAAGAAGGCAAAAUUCGCAUGAUCACUGAUGGUGUACGUGGUGCUUCUAUUGGACAAAAUGACGACAGACUAAGUCGUCAAAAACAAUUAGUUCAAUACCUUAUUGAUACAUUACAUAUGCACAAUGUUUAUGCUUCAGGAUAUUUCUUAUGUGAAGUAUUCAAUUUUCUUAAUGUAAUUGGAAAUAUGUUCCUCAUUGACAGUUUCUUGGGAGGAGAAUUUUUUUCGUACGGUACUAAAGUUUUAGAACUCAGUCAAAUGGAUCAAGAAAACCGAAUUGAUCCAAUGGUAGCUGUUUUCCCAAGAGUAACUAAAUGCACAUUCCACAAGUAUGGUCCAUCUGGAUCAAUGCAAACACAUGAUGCACUCUGUGUAUUGGCAUUGAAUAUCUUGAAUGAAAAAAUCUACAUAUUUUUAUGGUUUUGGUUCAUUAUAUUGGCUGUCAUAUCUGGAAUGGCAUUGGCAUAUAGUAUCGCUGUUGUAACAUUACCCUCAAUUAGAGAAACAAUUUUAUUACGCCGUUUUAAAUUUGGUACACCACAAUCAGUGUCAGCACUUAUCAGGAAAACACAGGUUGGAGAUUUCUUAUUAUUACAUCUUUUGGGUCAAAAUAUGAAUAUGGGACAGUUUACCGAAGUAUUAGAUGAUCUCAGUUCACGAUUACAUUUGGGAAAUAAUUUACCAACUGCUCCUUCAACACUGGAAUUAUCACCAAUGUAUCCUUUGGAUAAAUUGAGACUUCACAAAGAAACUGAGGCUUAGACUUGAACAACAAAAAAAAAUCAAUCAAUGUCUAUAGUUUUUUUUAUCUAAUAAGAAAAACAUCUGGAGUUGAAAAUAUUUAAUCUCAAACUGUGUUCAAUACUUAGAAAAACAUUCCAUAUACACAACCUUUGAACAUUAAGUAAUUUAUGUGUUAUUCAAAUAUUAGUUCUAAGACCAAAUUUUUUCAACUUCAUCCUUUAUUUUGAUACAGUUUUUUACAUCUUCCAUGUUAAACAAUUGGUAACCUAACUAUUCCUACAUAUAAAUAAAUUUAUCGUGUUCUUUUAUAUUUAAAUGAUUGACUAGCAGUCAUGUUAUGCAUCUUGGCGCUAAUUAGUAUAAACAAUUAUUUUAAUUAUAUUUAAUAAGUUAUUUUGAUUUUAAAUUGGAAGUUUAACUUCUAUUAAAGUUGUAAUUAAUUGUGAUAAGAUAUUGUGAACUGUAAAUUUUAAAACUAUUUUAGUUGAUUUAUUUUAACAAAAAAUUGUAUAAAAAGUCUCCUUAUAUUGGUAUCGAUGAUUUGAUUUUAAUUGUUAAAUUUAAAGGACUAAUAAUGUAUUCAAUAAUAAUUUUAAAUAUUAAAUAAAUGAACUUUAUAAUUAUAUAUUAUACAUAAACUAUGAAUUAUUUAAUGAUUAUAUGCAUUAAUCAAUUUUAUUUUUAAUGUUAUAUUAUACUAACUAAAAAUGUAUUA
This is a messenger RNA of Rhopalosiphum maidis (corn leaf aphid), 2159 nucleotides long. Its product is annotated as innexin inx3. Gene Ontology annotation, molecular function: gap junction channel activity. The coding region runs from base 281 to 1462 and encodes 393 amino acids. Gene Ontology annotation, biological process: phototransduction. The record is from RefSeq and is a predicted model, not a curated record. Gene Ontology annotation, cellular component: plasma membrane; gap junction. The transcript is spliced from 5 exons. Lineage: Eukaryota; Metazoa; Arthropoda; Insecta; Hemiptera; Aphididae.